ACUUGAUGGUACUGCUUUGUUGACUAGGCCAAGCAGCAACACACGAGCCACCAAUAGCCAACCAAUGGUGCGGAAGCAACGUCCUUAGCGUUCCCAGUGGGAGUGGAGUCUCAUGUCCACCAGUAGGGUUUUGGUGUCACCACCAGUGACUAGGGGAUUUGGAGCUGCUUUUGUAUUGCUCUUGCUCUAACGGGCAAACCGUCAAUCAGCGCAUGGCAGCCACGGUGAAAGGGCGAAAGCGAAAAAAGAAACAGCUGUGAUUUUGGUGUGCAGCGCCGUGCAGCGUGGCAAUGUGUUUUAAGUCUGUCUCACACCCACUCAUACCUUGUCCAAGCCUUUUCCUUGUGCUGGGCCUUGCCUGCUAUGAAAGUUUAGAUGUAGCGCAUUGGCCCAAAGCUUUUACUUCCAAACCAUGCUGCUGACAAAGUUGACAAGAAAGGAAGAAAUUUUGCAGAUACUGGAGCGCCUGAAGCACGAAAAGCUUUGCUUGAGCUGCUGAUUGGGUGUGAUCACCUCCUAUCUUUUUGAGUUCUCUUUUUGCAUAUUUUGAAGUUUGAACGCUGAACAUGUUCUGUUAUUGUGUUCCUUUUUGUUUUGCACUUUUGGAAGAAGCCGUCUAGCUUGGUUGAGGAAUGAACAGCACAGCGAAGCCUAUGCAAUUUGUCGUGAUUGCCAACGUGUCCUUUGACUCCAUGAAGUCGAAGAGAACAUGGCUGAACAUUGCGACAGUACAUUAUAGUUGGCAAAAGGGGCCCCUAAGAGGGCAAAAAACACUCCAAGUUGGACCGAUAUCAGGGCACAGAAAAAGAGAACACUGUUUUUGCGCUUGUGUCCUUUUGCUUUUUCUGGUUCAAGGUUGAGGGUUGAUUCAGUAUCAAAAUUAUUGAACACCACCUGAAUUAACCUAUUCGGGAAGUUUAGCAUGUGCACUCACUUUCAUUAACUUGGCGCUCCAGCCGCCAGCCACGCCAUGAUCAACCGUGGGUUGCCUGGUGUGAAGCAAGUUCAAAAUUCCAAUUGUUUUUUUUGCUGGGGGGGGUCAGUGGACGACGCUUUCCUUUGCGUGCCGGAAGGCCUACAUGUACCUGCUGGACACGGUGACCGUCGGUGUGGGCUUUCCCGAAAAGUUCGAGAACUUCUCGACGGUGCAUCGUGUGGGCUAUCAUGAGUACCGCGCGUCUCCCUUCCCGUCUUCGAACAUUUGCCUCUUUGGACAUGGCGUGGUCGAAAGCUAUCGGAGCAAUUUCGACACGGCACUUGCGAAGCAGGACGGGCUUUGGUUCGAGAGCGGCCACGCCCCGCGCGGCGUCCGGCAAUUGGACAAGUUCGCGCGCACGAUCUCGCCGCUGAAGGCGCGAGAGGAGCACGGGGAUCCGCUGGAUGUCUACGGCACGGGCUUUCCGCGUCGCGUCUUCUGGUAUCCUGACCUCGAUCUGUACAAGUACAUCUUCUGGAAAGGCCAUGGCGAUCUCACAGGUCAAAUCCAGAUGGAUGGGUUGAAUAUUUUGGGAUGGCUCGACAAUCCACAUCGCUUUUAAUUUAUGCGAACAUCACUGAAC
Durusdinium trenchii is the source of this 1559-nucleotide messenger RNA. Lineage: Eukaryota; Dinophyceae; Suessiales; Symbiodiniaceae. The record is from the annotation of a GenBank genome assembly.